Messenger RNA from Hemiscyllium ocellatum (epaulette shark), 3959 nucleotides. RefSeq names its product START domain containing 14 (gene stard14). Gene Ontology annotation, molecular function: lipid binding. The transcript has 6 exons. The coding region runs from base 208 to 1029 and encodes 273 amino acids. Lineage: Eukaryota; Metazoa; Chordata; Chondrichthyes; Orectolobiformes; Hemiscylliidae. The record is from RefSeq and is a predicted model, not a curated record.
GUGUUGGCAGCUCCUGCUGUGAAAUCGGGUGACUCUCUAAACAAAUACAGGUGCCGCUUCUGAGUGAAAGGCUCAGGGUCCAAUGAGGAUUUGGGGAGCGUCACCUGUAGCUGCAGGUCGGGGCGGGACAUUUGGAGUUGGUCGCCUGGGUCUUGGGCUGAGGACGUGCAUCGCAAACCCUGUUCGAGUUGAAACUCCUGCAGCUCCAUGUCGGCUGAGCGCGACACCGUGCAGAUCCCCGAUGACUUGGCGUUCGCCUCGUUCAGAGAGCGCUGUGAGUCGGAGCACGGCUGGCAGCAGAAAUACAGUAAACUGGGGAUAGGCGUCUGGGUGCAGGCCGCUACUGAGGGCAGAGCGGUGCACAGAAUCAAGUGUAGAAUUGAACUUAAAGAUGUUUCUGCAGAGACGGUGUAUGAUGUGCUACAUGAUAAUGAGUAUCGCCUCAAGUGGGAUAAGCAGGUCAUCAACACUUUUGACAUUGCACGGCUCACAGCGAAUGCAGAUGUUGGCUAUUAUUCAUGGAAAUGUCCAAGACCCCUAAAAGACAGGGAUGUGGUUACUUUGAGAUCAUGGCUGGUCACAGAUAAAGAUUACAUGAUUAUCAACUACUCAGUCAAACACCCUAAAUAUCCUCCUCAGAAAGAUCUAGUCCGAGCUGUAUCCAUUCUAACAGGUUACAGAAUCCUACCUACUGGGUCCAAAAGUUGUAAUCUUGUGUAUAUGGCUGAUGCAGAUCCUAGAGGGUCUCUUCCAAAGUGGGUUGUCAACAAAGCUUCUCAGUAUACGGCUCCAAAAGUUCUGAAGAGAAUCCAUAAAGUGUGUUUGAAGUACCCCGAAUGGAAACAGAAGAACAGGCCAAACUUCAAACCUUGGCUUUACCCAGAACAGAAUACCUUGCCAACCAUGAGCCUGUCUGAACUUUCAAUCCAGCACGCAGAUUCACUGGAAAAUAUUGAUGAGAGUGGUCUAUCUGAAGAGAACAAUGGUAGUGAUGAAGAAGAAUGUAGAACUAAGGGCCUAAAAGACUGAAACCAUGUUGCAUUGCUUCCUUGCGGUGCUGUAGGCCCUUGAUGUUUGGGGAUGCUGCAGAGGAGUCAGCAAGUGUUCAUAUUAGUUCUUGGAAUUUGGGAGGAAAAUUUCUUAAUUAUGAAUUAAUUUAAUUAUUGGGGAGACAUAUUGAACCAAGGUAAUACACACACAAAGGAUGACAUUUAGGCAAUAAAUUAAAUACCUAAGCACUCUGGGGUUUAAUAUUAGUAGUGACACAUUAAAAUGAAGGAACAGCCAUGAAAAUGACUUCUGUAGUUUUAGUUUUGAAUGCAUCUUUCAGACAGAAACAUUAUGUUGAGGGUAAUGAAAGGAUUCUUCGAAAUUCCUUCCUUUAGUGAGAUUGUAAGUCUCUUGAAUUACAGGUCGUGUAUACAGAGUUUGAAAGAGUGCUUACAAGUAUUAUGUGAUAUUGAUUUUGAUUUCAGAGUCACUUUGAAAAUGUUUUAAGUAUUUUUGAAACAAAAUUACAUAUUCCACUUUUAGACUGCAGCAUCUUAUCACAUAAUAAGGUUCUGAUCAUCACACAUUCAUUUUACAAACAGUAAUUCUCUAUUCUUAAAACUACUGAGCGGAGUAAAAAGUACUUGUUCGUGUUCUGCAGGGUCACAACAUUUAAAAUUUACACUACAAUGUGUUAGUAUAAGUGAAGAAAAUAUUAACGUUUUAAAAUUAGUUAUUAAUACCUUUUGGGAAUAGUGAGUGUUCAUUUUGGUUUUUUUUUUCACAAAAAAGUUCAUUUAAAAGAUGCUAACACUUGUAAAACCUUGGGUAUUUGGGGUUUGACAUGCGGGAUGAGGGGGUCUGUUUCUCUCCAAGUGGAACAAUUCUUUCAAUGACCGAGGAUCCUUCAUAUAUCAAUGUAUUUAUAUCUGAUUUUCUUUUAUGGCUUGAUAUUUAAAUUGAAAUGUUCAUUUUCAAGCACUGCUUUUGACACCAAGUUCCACUUUUUUUUAAAAAUCUGAGUGUGGAGCAAGGUAAUGUGUGGGAGAAAGAUUUUACAGUUUGCAUUGGAAUUUGGGACUAAAGUGGAGUGUUAAUAUUUAAAUGUGCAAGACUCCUAGCAGAUAUACAAUUGAGCAAGGGCAUACUGGUUGAAAUGAGAAAUAGUGGAAAAAUGUAUAAUUGAUAUCAACUGGCAAGAAAGUCAUCUUUUUGAUGGAUAUAAACUUCCUAUUGCCCUUCAUGUAUCUUGUAAAACAGUUAAUUGCAAUUUUUAAAAAUGGAAUUGGGGUAACCCUCUGAACCAGCUUGUGUGCAUGUCAUGUGCAGUAAGUAUAGGGGAGAUGAGAGAAAUUAAAUUCUCAGGCAAGUUGGUUUCACAUUUAAAAUGGUUAGACCCAAAUGAGUAAUUCUAAAUUGUGAAGUUGGUGACCAGUCAGCACCCAAACCUUUUAUUUAAUGUUGGCAGCAGUGUUUUGUUCAGAAAUUGAGAAGUGAUUGGAUACUAACAGUACUUGAAGUACACUGACCUAGAACACAGCUCUGCACUAUUUUUGUGAUUCCUGACCUGAAAGGAGCUGCUGAUUGAUUUAACCCCAUUCAACAAUGAAACAAUCUGCAAUCAUUUUAGUCAGUUGAUUAGUAACUACAUUUAACUGCUGUAGAAGUCUUUUCAAAGUAGGAGACAUGAUUGUGGAUCAUAUUUCUACACUUUUUUUAAUUUGCAAGAACACGCAGCCACUUGUUCAAAAAUUGCAAUGGCCUUAAGAGAUCAGUAUAUUGUUCUUAGCCUGUUGAUGAAGCCUUACAGCAAUAAGUUUAAUAUUCAUUGCUUCUAAAUGUGAAUCAAAGAAACAUUAAGGCAGGACCCUAAUUUUCUUUCCUGAACUUCAAAACAAAAUUGUCAAACUGAGCAACUUCAGGUGCCUACAGUAAUCGUACAGAGAAUGUAGAUGUCAUGGUGCAAUAGAAACACUGACAUUAAAUAAAUUGUUGAAAGUGUGAGUUAAAAUAAUAUAUUUUGAGAACAAAAUCGUGGAAUUGGAAUUUAGGGGUAUUUUUGGUAUUUUGUAAAGUGGAUUUUUGUAACUGUUGAAAAUAAACCAGAAACUUUGAAAUAACUGCAGAGAAGUUUGGGACCUCAAAAUUCUAGUAGGUGCACAAGAGUCUGAAAGCAUUUAUAAGAUAUGUUUAGUAACUCUGUAUUGCCAAUGAAAAAUUCUCAACUGAACAAUUGCCAAUGCGAUUCUAAUCAUUCUUUUAUUGAUGCCUUUUAUUUCCUUACUGGGAAUCUGUAAUGCUAGUACACCUCUCCUGUCAUCAGAGCCUUCUAAUCAAUCAUUUGUAAUUAGAUAACCUGCCCUGCCUCAUAACCAACAAAUGGUCUUAGCUAAAAAGAUGACGUUUGAGAGUAUUUAUUAAGACUAAUGUGUUUGAUAAGAAAUCCAUUCCAUGAUGUUUAAACAUCUGCCAAUUUUGAGGUCCCUAAAUGUUUCCAAAAGGCUGAAAUAAGUUCUAUUUUUAUGAAAAGAUUGUUCCUGCUGAGUCAUUCGGUGCCACUUUGUGUACAAAGGCAUUGUCUCUGUUAUACACCAGGUGUUUGUCCUGUAAAAAUGUUUUUAUAAUGAAAUUCAGCUAACGAUUAACACUUAUAAUAUUGCCAUUUCUGUAGUGUUUGUGGUGCUGUCAGUUAGGGUUAUUUAUUGUAUGUAAAGCAAAAAUUAUGCUGUUUUGUCAAAACUUUGUAGUAAUCACUGUCACCCAAAUGCUCAAACUCCCCCAGUUUAAAAUUUCGAAUAGCCACACUGUUUUAUUCAUCAUUCAAAGGGCCAAGUGUGAAAAUUUCACACACCUAUCUAUUGCUUUCCUGAAAUUUUAGUAAAAAUACUUAGAUGUUGCCAGUAUGUUUUUUCCCCACUGAUUAUAAAAUGUUUAUUAAUUUGCUGGCUUCUACCUUCUGUAAAUGUGAC